AGCUCGGAAUAAUUACUGUCUGAGAUAGGCUUGUUUGUGAUCAGGGAUAAUCGCAAUGACCAGUUUAUAAAAUAGUGCAUAAAUUACUUUGUAGCCACGUACACAAAAUGAGAAAUGAUCAGGCUCGAAGAGAGAACAGAGUAGCAAAGACCUCUGCUUUUGACGGCUCAAACUGAAGUGAUUCCUCUGUCAUAGAUUCAAAGAUAAUUGAAGUCCGAUCAAAAGCUCCACUCUGCAAGAGAUCCUCACCGGAAUCCAAUCAUCACGUUCGUUUUUUCGAGUGAAAUUCAUCUUUUCUCAGUAUGAUAAGCUUAGCUCACCUUUUUGGGGUGCUAGGCAACAUUAUGUCAGGGCUACUCUACCUUUCUCCCACACCAACGUUUUGGCGAAUUGUGAAGCGUAGAUCGACUGAGGAAUUUGAGAGCCUUCCUUACAUUUGCAAGUUGUUGAAUGCAUACUUUUGGGUUUACUAUGGACUUAUUGAGCCCAAUAGCUUGCUCGUCGCCACUGUCAACAUGUUCGGUGCUGUUGUCGAGAUCAUUUUUCUUAUUAUCUUUCUAACUCUUGCACCUUCAAGAAUGAAGGCUAGAACUGCCAUUCUUGUUGCAAUUUUGGAUGUGGGAUUUCCAGCAGCAGCAAUUUUGCUGACUCAAUUCGUGCUACAUGGAGAAAUGAGGAUUGUUGUUGCAGGGUUACUGUGUGUAGCCUUCAGUAUGAUUGCAUACGCUUCACCUCUCUCAGCUAUGAAAACGGUGGUGAGCACAAAGAGUGUGGAAUACAUGCCUUUCCUUCUCUCAUUCAUCUUUUUCUUGAAUGGGGGAGUUUGGACUGCCUAUGCCUUCAUCGCCAAAGACUUGUUUGUUGGAAUACCAAAUGGGGCUGGAUUUUUUCUUGGAACAGCUCAGCUGAUUCUUUAUGCAAUGUACUGGAAACCUAAGCCAUCCAAACAGGCGUUGGACAACUUAGAGGAUCAACGGCAACAUGAGCCGCUCAUCCCGGCCGGAAUCCGAUCGAUUGCACAGGUAGGAAGUAAUUCUCUAGAAGAAGCCGCUAACGGUAAAUGAGAGAAAAGGGUAUCAGAUUAAAGUGUUGUUUUUUAAUUAUUUGUCUUUAUCUUGUCGAAAACCAUUUUAAUUUCAGUUCCCAAGAAGCAUUAAAUUUGAAUAAUUGUACGUUGACCUA
This is a messenger RNA of Alnus glutinosa, 1182 nucleotides long. RefSeq names its product bidirectional sugar transporter SWEET17-like. The record is from RefSeq and is a predicted model, not a curated record. The transcript has 6 exons. Gene Ontology annotation, biological process: carbohydrate transport. Bases 303 to 1064 code for a protein of 253 amino acids. Lineage: Eukaryota; Viridiplantae; Streptophyta; Magnoliopsida; Fagales; Betulaceae. Gene Ontology annotation, molecular function: sugar transmembrane transporter activity. Gene Ontology annotation, cellular component: membrane.